Molecule: messenger RNA, 4514 nt
Organism: Symphalangus syndactylus (siamang)
Lineage: Eukaryota; Metazoa; Chordata; Mammalia; Primates; Hylobatidae
Gene: RNASEL
Product: ribonuclease L
Biological process (GO): mRNA processing; negative regulation of viral genome replication; defense response to virus
Molecular function (GO): protein binding; RNA nuclease activity; RNA binding
Source: RefSeq, a predicted model, not a curated record
CAAGAGUGAUGGAUGCAGUUGGCUGCUGCCACCUGAAAUGCUGCAAGACUGAGAUGUGAGUGACAUGACCCGGGGCAUCACAUUUCUCAUCAGCAGACAGAAAGUGGCCAUUGCUUUCCUCCAGGAGGUGUGCAAGCAGAAGCUUGGCUCCUGGUGCCAGAGUGAGCCUGUGGCUGCUUUCCCUCCCACAUUCCUCACUCCUUUCUUGGCUCCGCCCUGCUGGCUCAGUGACGCAGCAGGAGGAAACUGCUCAGGUUGCAAACAGUCUUCCAGGCUUAGCGGCUGCCAAAGGAAUAACUGAGACGUCUGAGUUGAGCAGGUGGAAUGUCAGAAGACUGAGAACAUUGUUCCUUCCUCAUACUGCAGCUCUGUUGCCAGAGAAUCCCAAUUUACCCUCAAAGCUUCUUUGAUUAAGUGCAAGGAGAUUCUUGCCUCAAAGCUUACCCUCAAAGCUUCUUUGAUUAAGUGCAAGUUUGCAUUUUCUCAAGGAAAAGGCAAAAAGUAGUAGCAGGUGGCAUUUACCGUGAUGGAGACCAGGGUUCAUAACAACCCCCAGGAGGGACCCACGUCCUCCAGCAGUAGAAGGGCUACAGUGGAAGGCAAUCACUUGCUGAUUAAAGCUGUUCAAAACGAAGAUGUUGACCUGGUCCAGCAAUUGCUGGAAGGAGGAGCCAAUGUUAAUUUCCAGGAAAAGGAAGGGGGCUGGACACCUCUGCAUAACGCAGUACAAAUGAGCAGGGAGGACAUUGUGGAAAUUCUGCUUCGUCAUGGUGCUGACCCUGUUCUGAGGAAGAAGAAUGGGGCCACGCCCUUUAUCCUCGCAGCGAUUGUGGGGAACGUGAAGCUGCUGGAACUUUUCCUUUCUAAAGGAGCAGAUGUCAAUGAGUGUGAUUUUUAUGGCUUCACAGCCUUCAUGGAAGCCGCUGUCUAUGGUAAGGUCAAAGCCCUAAAAUUCCUUUAUGAGAGAGGAGCAAAUGUGAAUUUGAGGCGAAAGACAAAGGAGGAUCAAGAGCGGCUGAGGAAAGGAGGGGCCACAGCUCUCAUGGACGCUGCUGAAGAAGGACACGUAGAGGUCUUGAAGAUUCUCCUUGAUGAGAUGGGGGCAGAUGUCAAUGCCUGUGACAAUAUGGGCAGAAAUGCCUUGAUCCAUGCUCUCCUGAGCUCUCACAAUAGGGAUGUGGAGGCUAUUACACAUCUGCUGCUGGACCAUGGGGCUGAUGUCAAUGUGAGGGGAGAAAGAGGGAAGACUCCCCUAAUCCUGGCAGUGGAGAAGAAGCACUUGGGUUUGGUGCGGAGGCUUCUGGAGCAAGAGCACAUAGAGAUUAAUGACACAGACAGUGACGGCAAAACAGCACUGCUGCUUGCUGUUGAACUCAAACUGAAGGAAAUCGCCCAGUUGCUGUGCAAUCAUGGAGCCAGUACAGAUUGUGGGGAUCUUGUAAUGAUAGCGAGGCGGAAUUAUGACAGUUCCCUUGUGAAGUUUCUUCUCUCUCAUGGAGCCAAAGAACAUUUUCACCCUCCUGUCAAAGACUGGAAGCCUCAGAGCUCACACUGGGGGGCAGCCCUGAAGGAUCUCCACAGAAUAUACCGCCCUAUGAUUGGCAAACUCAAGUUCUUUAUUGAUGAAAAAUACAAAAUUGCUGAUACUUCGGAAGGAGGCAUCUACCUGGGGUUCUAUGAGAAGCAAGAAGUAGCUGUGAAGACGUUCUGUGAGGGCAGCCCACGUGCACAGCAGGAGGUCUCUUGUCUGCAAAGCAGCCGACAGAACAGUCACUUGGUGACAUUCUAUGGGAGUGAGAGCCACAGGGGCCACUUGUUUGUGUGUGUCACCCUCUGUGAGCAGACUCUGGAAGCAUGUUUGGAUGUGCACAGAGGGGAAGAUGUGGAAAAUGAGGAAGAUGAGUUUGCCCGAAAUGUCCUGUCAUCUAUAUUUAAGGCUGUUCAAGAACUGCACUUGUCCUGUGGAUACACCCACCAGGAUCUGCAACCACAAAACAUCUUAAUAGAUUCUAAGAAAGCUGCUCACCUGGCAGAUUUUGAUAAGAGCAUCAAGUGGGCUGGAGAUCCACAGGAAGUCAAGAGAGAUCUAGAGGACCUUGGACGGCUGGUCCUCUAUGUGGUAAAGAAGGGAAGCAUCUCAUUUGAGGAUCUGAAGGCUCAAAGUAAUGUAGAGGUGGUUCAACUUUCUCCAGAUGAGGAAACUAAGGACCUCAUUCAUCAUCUUUUCCAUCCUGGGGAACAUGUGAGGGACUGUCUGAGUGACCUGCUGGGUCAUCCCUUCUUUUGGACUUGGGAGAGCCGCUAUAGGACGCUUCGGAAUGUGGGAAAUGAAUCCGACAUCAAAACACGAAAACCUGAAAGUGAGAUCCUCAAACUACUGCAACCUGGGCCUUCUGAACAUUCCAAAAGUUUUGACAAGUGGACGACUAAGAUUAAUGAAUGUGUUAUGAAAGAAAUGAAUAAGUUUUAUAAAAAAAGUGGCAAUUUCUAUCAGAACACUGUGGGUGAUCUGCUAAAGUUCAUCCGGAAUUUGGGAGAACACAUUGAUGAAGAAAAGCAUAAAAAGAUGAAAUUAAAAAUUGGAGACCCUUCCCGGUAUUUUCAGAAGACGUUUCCAGAUCUGGUGAUCUAUGUCUAUACAAAACUACAGAACACAGAAUAUAGAAAGCAUUUCCCCCAAACCCACAGUCCAAACAAGCCUCAGUGUGAUGGAGCUGGUGGGGCCAGUGGGUUGGCCAGCCCUGGGUGCUGAUGGACUGAUUUGCUGGAGUUCAGGAAACUACUUAUUAGCUGUAGAGUCCUUGGCAAGUCACAAUGUUCUGGGCCUUUUAACUCACCAGGUUGCUUGUGAGGGAUGAGUUGCAUAGCUGAUACGUCAAUCCCUGGCAUUGUGUAUUCCAUAUGUCUAUAACAAAAGCAAUAUAUGCCCAGACUACACUAGUCCAUAAGAUUUACCCACUAACUGGGAGGACAUUCUCCUAAGAUUCCUUUUGUCAAUUGCACCAAAAGAAUGAGUGCCUUGACCCCUAAUGCUGCAUAUGUUACAAUUCUCUCACUUAAUUUUCCCAAUGAUCUUGCAAAACAGGGAUUAUCAUCCCCAUUUUAAGAACCGAGGAACCUGAGACUCAGAGAGUGUGAGCUACUGGCCCAAGAUAAUUCAAUUUAUACCUAGCACUUUAUAAAUUUAUGUGGUGUUAUUGGUACUUCUCAUUUAGGCACCUUAAAACUUAACUAUCCUUCCAGGGCUCUUCCAGAUGAGGCCCAAAACAUAUAUAGGGGCUCCAGGAAUCUCAUUCAUUCAUUCAUUCAGUAUUUAUUGAGCAUCUAGUAUAAGUCUGGGCACGGGGUGCAUGAAUUCCACUCCUUCCAGAACCAACUGUAUUGGUUUUCCGUAACCUUAAGGCAGUAGUUCUCAACUGGGGGGCAAUUUUGCACUGAAGAGAGCAUUUGGCAGUGUCUGAAGACGUUUUUGGUGUCACAGCUUUGUGGGGGGCAUGCUAUGGCAUUUAGUGGGUAAAGACCAGGGAUGCUGCCAAACCUACCUUGCAUAGGACAGCCCCUGCAACAAAGAAUUAUCCAGACAAAAAUAUCAAUGGUGCUGAGGUUGAGAAAACCUGCCUUAAGGGGCUGAGGUGCUUUUGAACUAGCUUAGGGCCCAGGACUGUGGAGUGUGUGGACCAUCCCACAGAGGAGGGACUCAGAUUUGUUUACUCUUGCUGGAUCUGUAGUGAUGGAGUUCCUUCCUGUGUCGGCCCCACAGGAGGCUGCUAGGCCUCCCUCACUUCCCAUACCCAGUCUAGGAGCUCUUUCUGGCUCCCAAGCACCCAGAGCUUUCCUCCGCCUUUUAGUUUUGGUUCCUCCACUGGAAUGUAGGCUCCUCACAGGCGAUGGCUAUCUUUUCUUGACUUUGUAUCUUCCCUGCCAAGCAAAAAGUCUGCCAAGUGGGAAUGUUCAAUAAGUAUUCAUUGAAUAAUGAAUGAACCAUCUUCGUACAGGAAUAAUAAUACUGUCUUACAUUUUUCUGGUGCUUUAUAAUGUAUACAUGACAUCUGCAUAUUUUAUUUUAUUUAAUUUUCAAAACAAUCCUUUAAGGUCAACAUUGUUAUCCUUAUUUUGCUAAUGAGGAAACUAAGGUUAGAAACAUUUUGAUUUCCUCUAGGACGUAUAGCUAGGAAGUGUUACUAUCUUGAUUUGAACAAAUUUUCUGGUGCUAAGUCUGAUGUUCUUUCCAUGAAUCAUUGUGGUGGUUGAGAUGGAGCUUUGUAAUGGGAAUAAAACAGUACCUUAGGUUCUUUCUGAAAAGGAGGUAUCUAGCAAUAGAUAAAUAGAUAUCACCGAAUGAAAUUAAAUGUUGAUUAGGAACAAAUUUAAGGCUUAAAAAAUACUUUAUGAGCAGCAAGAUUGCUUUAACUUUUAAAGUGAAGCUUUGGUUGUCUGAUUUGUAAUGAGCACCUGGAUAUGUCAAUUAAAAUGCCCAUUUGUGAAGCUUACUCAAUAAAACUUUAAAUUGUCUU